AUUUUUUUUCCCAGGAAACAACUAUACCUCUGGUGAGAAUCGUGCAACGCCUGGUGAACGUCUUUUCCCAUUCUCUCUCCUCCACCUAAGUUUCCCCGGUCCUCUCUCUCUCUCUCUCUCUCUCUCUCUGGUCUGUUUCUUCUUCUUGUUCCCUCUCCCCAAAUCUAGGGUUUCUUUGCCUGAUUUGGCCUUGGUUCUUCGGAAUUCGGCUGGGUUCUUCUGAUCCUUUGAAAAAUACGGGCGCGUUUGGACGAGAUAUGCAAUUUUGCGGACAAGUGCGUGAGCACUCGUGAGAACGAGGGCGUAGAUGCGGAAUUCUAUCGCUAGUUUGAAAGAGAACCUCUCCCGCAUUGCCUUAGAUGUCCACGGCGAUACCGAUGAUGACGAAUUCGCUGGAUCUUUAGUAGGUCAGGAUGGCCCGGAGUCAGAUCGCCGAGUUUCUCAGCGUCUCGCGCAAUCUAAGCACUCUACCAUUUCGAACGGGAAUGCUUGGAGUCAUCAAGCACAGCUUGAUGAUUACAAAGCAGAAGUGGAAAGGCUUAAGGCAUCUGAGGCUGAAAUCAGAAGACUAUCUAUCAACUAUGCAGCCAUUUUAAAGGAAAAAGAGGAUGAACUCUCUCACCUGCAUGAAGAAAACACUUCACUAAAGGAAAGUUUAAAGUCGGCUAGCUUUACUAGAUAUGCACCAAAAAGUGAAAGCCUAAGAAGACAAACUGGUAGUGUUUGUCUGCCCAAGGAAGAUGGUGAACAGUCUCCUUCAAGACAACCAACGCAGGUAUCCCAAACAAUCUCCUCUUCCAGGAACCAUUCCUAUGGGGGACCUAGUAAUGGCAGUCUGCAGGCAAUGAAGCAUGAUGAAUUUCAAUUGAAGGAAUUUGCACGUUCAUUAGAAGAGAGCAAUAGCGCUCUGGAAGCUUUGCGUGCUGAUCAUGAGGUAUUGCUGACAGAAAUGAAGCAACUGAGAGAGCAGCUAGAGAAAGAAAGAGUAGAUUCAACUAGCACAAAGCUGCAGCUGGAAGGGGAACAGAAUUCAAACAAAUCUUUUCAGAAGGAACUUCAUGCUGUGAAGGUUGAAAGAGAUAGGUCUUAUGCAGAGAUGAAAGAACUUCAUGACUGCUUGGAUAAGAAAACGUUGGAGGUAGAAAGAUUGCAGUUGGAGUUAAAUAGGAGAGAUGCGGAAGAAACAGUACAGGCUUCUGAAAGCAUGCCAAAGUCUAUAUCUGCACUGGAGAAAGAGAUUACUGAUCUAAAGAUCAAAUUAUCAAAAUUCUCGCGUGAGAAGGAAAAGGCAGAAGCUACAACACUUCAUUUGGAACAAAAGCUCAAGGAUGCAUGCCAUGAAAGAGAUAAAGCAGUGCAAGAGGUUGCACGCUUGAAGAAACAUUUGCUGGAUAAGCAUUUUGAAGAAUCGGAGAAGAUGGAUGCAGACGGCAAUCUCAUUGAAGAACUACAAGCGAAUUGUGAACUUCAAAGAACUAGAAUAGUGCAGCUAGAAAGUUCCCUCAGACAGGCAAUUUCGAGUCAGGAAGAGAUAAAGAAGAUUAAUGGCAGUGAACUUCACAGGUCUAACGAAAUUAUCAAGGAACUUAGGCAGAAGUUGGCCAGCUGUAUGAGCACAAUUGAUUCAAAGAACGUGGAACUCUUGAAUCUUCAGACAGCUCUUGGUCAAUACUAUGCUGAGAGUGAGGCAAAGGAAAGACUUCUUGGUGACUUGGCUGUGGCUAGGGAAGAUUUAUCUCAUAUGUCUCAGUCAUUAGCGGAAGCCAAUCAUGCGUUGGAGAUUUCAAAGAAAGAAAAGGUUGAUCUUCUGCUGAAACUUUCCCAGGCUGAAAGGAUGCUAAUGGAGGGUAAAAACAUGUUCAAAGCACUAGAGGAAGAUAAUUUGAAACUCAGACGUGCUCUGGAACAGAGCAUGACAAGAAUUAAUCGGAUGUCUGUGGAUUCAGAUUACUAUGUUGACAGGCGAAUUGUGAUCAAAUUGCUGGUGACGUAUUUGGAAAGAAAUCAUAGCAAAGAGGUUUUGGAUCUUAUGGUUCGGAUGCUGGGAUUCUCUGAUGAGGAUAAGAAGAGAAUAGGCUUUCUGCUUGCUGGUGGAAAAGGUGUUGCUCGAGGUGUAUGGGGUCUACCUGGGCGCCUUGUUGGAGGUAUUUUAGGUGGGAAUUCUGCAGCACCAGCACAUGUCUCAUCAGAUAAUCAGUCAUUUGCAGAUCUCUGGGUUGACUUCCUUCUUAAAGAAACUCAAGAACGGGGGGGAAGGGCCACAGAAGAAGCUGGUACAGGUUCAGAAGGCUCUCGACAAAGUUUCGGAGUUCAGACCGCUAAAUACAACAGCCUGAGACCCCUGUGACUGCAUGUUCAUCUAGAGAACUUCAUCUGUCUCAGCAUUUUGUCGCAGAAUUCUCAACCAUGCCUUGGACAUUGUCGAGAACUUGAGUGUCUGAAAGUUCAUACCAGUUUUCAAGUGUUUCUCCUAAACAUCAGAGAAACAAUUUUCUGUGUAUAAGGUAGAGGUUCUUUGUAUCAUUCAGCACAGAUGAAGCCAAUUUUUCAAAGGCUAUUCUUGUAUCUUUCUUUCGUCUUCCCAAACGUGCAUCACGGUCAUUUAAAUGUGUUUCUAUCUGUAUUAUUCUUUGUUGUCUUCUCUGUUGCCCUGCUGCAGUUAAUGUACUCAAGGAGGUGUAAAUUCUAGAACGCAUUUAUUCUUUUACUGGGCUAAAGGAUCGGAGUGCGUAUUGCUCUAUAAGAUCGUCGAAGUUUGAGUUUGCUUAA
Messenger RNA from Nymphaea colorata (pocket water lily), 2769 nucleotides. RefSeq names its product golgin candidate 4-like. Gene Ontology annotation, molecular function: small GTPase binding. NCBI's taxonomy places the organism in Eukaryota, Viridiplantae, Streptophyta, Magnoliopsida, Nymphaeales, Nymphaeaceae. Gene Ontology annotation, cellular component: Golgi apparatus. The transcript has 14 exons. The coding region runs from base 308 to 2347 and encodes 679 amino acids. Gene Ontology annotation, biological process: endoplasmic reticulum to Golgi vesicle-mediated transport; Golgi organization. The record is from RefSeq and is a predicted model, not a curated record.